Akanthomyces muscarius is the source of this 1218-nucleotide messenger RNA. RefSeq lists its product as uncharacterized. The transcript has 2 exons. Lineage: Eukaryota; Fungi; Ascomycota; Sordariomycetes; Hypocreales; Cordycipitaceae. The record is from RefSeq and is a predicted model, not a curated record. Bases 1 to 1218 code for a protein of 405 amino acids.
AUGCUCGAAUUCUUUACGUACAAGAAGGUCAAGAAGCACAACGCGCAGAAGAAGGCCAAACAAGAGGCGGAACACGCGAGAGCUUCAGGCGACGAUUCUACGACCGCCGAUGAGAUAAAUAAUGGCACAUCCAAGCUGCUAAAAGGCAAAGAACGCGACGACGGCAGCGGCAACGUGGAUGUCGUGCUGCACGAAGACGAUGAGCGCUUCAUCGCAGACCUGCUCGCCGAGCAUGACGGCCCCGCGCCGCCGCUACCACCCCGCGUCGACGUUUCCGACAUUGACUGGCACUCGGACAAUGAAGCCGUCAUAGCCGCCGAGGUGUCCAAGAAGAACGAGGCGGCGGCCAAGGACGAUGCCGCAGCCAAGACGGCGACGGCGGCGGACAAGAAGCCCAACCGCCUGUCCAUGCUCUUCACCCGCCACAAAAAGGCCGAGGACGGGCUGAAGCCGGAAGACGCGCAGCUGACCGUCUCAGAGGCCGAGCGCGAGAAGAAAGAUCUCGGCAACGUGCUGGACCGCCUCAACCUCACGGCCAAGAACAACAAGAUUGUGCCCGCCGGCGAGGCGUCGGCGCUGCUGGCGCGCUUCACGCAGGUCUUCAAGGAUCUCGUCAACGGCGUGCCGACGGCCGUCGACGACCUGACGAGCCUCGUCGAGGACCGCGACGGCGCCAUCGCCAAGGGCUUCGACAAGCUGCCCUCGUCGCUCAAGAAGCUCGUCACGCAGCUGCCCGACAAGCUCACGUCGACGCUGGGGCCUGAGAUCCUCGCCGCCGCGGCCGCGAGCCAGGGUAUCAAGGCCGACACCGACGACGGCCUCAAGGGCACCGCCAAGAAGAUGUUCCUGCCCCAGAACAUCACCGAGCUCGUCACCAAGCCUGGCGCCGUGGUGGCCAUGCUGCGCGCGAUUGUCGAGGCGCUCAAGACGCGCUGGCCGGCCUUUAUCGGCAUGAAUGUCCUCUGGAGUGUCGCGCUGUCAUUGCUUCUGUUUGUGCUGUGGUAUUGCUACAAGCGCGGUCGUGAAACCCGCCUGGAGCGUGAAAAGACGGAGGAUACGAUUGACGAUAGUGAGCGCUUUGAAGAGCUCCCGGAUGACCCCACGCUGCCCGUACCACCUCGUACAGAGGUGACAGCUCCGGAAGAGACCACGGCGACUUCUUCUGGCCGCGAGUUGAACGAAGGGGAAGCAGUGGCAACCUCUAGCAAGACGCGAUAA